This is a messenger RNA of Microstroma glucosiphilum, 2385 nucleotides long. RefSeq lists its product as hypothetical. Bases 84 to 2060 code for a protein of 658 amino acids. Gene Ontology annotation, molecular function: alpha-1,6-mannosyltransferase activity. The transcript has 5 exons. Lineage: Eukaryota; Fungi; Basidiomycota; Exobasidiomycetes; Microstromatales; Microstromataceae. Gene Ontology annotation, biological process: protein N-linked glycosylation. The record is from RefSeq and is a predicted model, not a curated record. Gene Ontology annotation, cellular component: endoplasmic reticulum membrane.
GCCUACCUACGAUGCUGCCCUGAAUCCACGAUCUCAGUCACCGCCAGAGCCACGUCACUCAUUCUCCUGCUCGCUCGUGCAGAAUGUCGUAUUCUCGAGGAAGAUCGCCAUCCCUAGUCGACCUCAAUCUAGCGCUGCUGGUGCCCACGUCCGCACUGCUGCAUGUCUACCUCUCUCCCUACACAAAGGUCGAGGAGAGCUUCAACAUUCAAGCUCUCCACGACUGGCUCUUCUUGGGGCCUAGUCGGAUAGGCGAGUUUGAUCACAUCACCUUCCCCGGCCCGGUACCCCGUUCCUUCAUCCCCUCUAUCAUCCUAUCCGCCCUAUCAUAUCCCUUUCUGCUCAUCCUCAGGGUCUCUGGGCAACUUCAGACCUCUGCCGAUGUCCAAUUCUACCUUCGGUGCAGUCUAGCUCUCCUCUGGUCAUUCGCGCUCCUCUUCUUCAUCCACCGCAUCGUUCCCCGAAUCAAGAUUCCCCUUCUGAGGGAGGAGGCUCAAGCAACACAUGUGAGAUUAUGGGCUCAGCGGACUCUAGUGGUCAUGUCCGCCUGCCAGUUCCAUCUAGCCUUUUGGGCUGGAAGGACGAUACCCAAUGGACUGGCCAUGCCGGGAGUCAUCGUAGCUCUCGCGCUGCUCUUGCCGAGAGGACUAGCGUAUGAGCGCGCUCAGCUCUCAGGGUUGGCCCUGCUCAUCUUCCAUGCCGGCAUCUAUCGUCUCGAGUUGGCAUGCUUGCUUGGAGGGUGCGGUCUCUACCUGCUGCAUUCCCGAGUGCAUGUAUGGAGGGAAGAUACAGAUCCACAUCCUGUAGAAAGCUUCGGCAAGAUCGCUGCUGUCACUCAAGCUAUCGUCACGAUCAGCGCAGUGCUCACUACUGGGCUGGAUACUGUCAUCUGGAGGUCGCCCAAGUGGAUGGUACCUGAGUUUGUCGCUGCGCAAUUCAACGUGGUGGAGGGCAAGAGUGCAGAGUGGGGAACGUCACCAUGGCAUGCCUACUUUACGUCUUCUCUCCCGAAACUACUCUCCUUUGCCUUGCCCAUGACGGCGGUAGGAUCCUUCAUGAUCCUGCUGGCUGUUUUCAAGCCGGAUAAGCAACUCAAGCCGAAGCGUCCACCCCGCGGUGUAUUCUCAAGGAUUGAUCAAGUGAAGUUCAGGGAACUGUCAGGCUCCAUCCCUCUAGCGGUCUUUCUCGUGCUUCCUGCCCUUCACGUGGCUCUCCUCUCGGGUCUCGGUCACAAGGAGUGGAGAUUCGUGGCAUACAUCGUACCGCUGUUGAAUGUGUUGGCCGCUGUGGGCGCCUCAGCCUUCCUCUCUCCAUCGAGCUUUCGGGGACUCAACAGACUUCCAAAGCUGAUCAAGAAAGUACUGCCGCUCGUACCCCUGGUCCUCCUUGCCUUGACCGUCGGCACCACCACGGUCUCGACUCUGGCCAGUCGAGUCAACUACCCAGGUGGGGUAGCCUUGGCGAGACUUCACGCUUAUGAGAGCAAUGCUGUCGAUCGAGUCCACAAUGUUCACGUCGACGUGCUUCCAGCGAUGACAGGCGUCACACUCUUCCAGUCCAUCCACCUCGCAAGGCCAGCGAGCCCUCCCCUCAACCUGCCCUCUCUCCUCCCCAAAGAAGCUUCAUCCGGAGCCUGGAUCUACGACAAGACAGAAGACUUACCCCUCACUCGCGGAGCCUGGGCCGGCUACACGCACCUGCUAUCUAUCUAUCCCGAGUGCCAACUCCCCCUCAGGGACGAGAAUGACUCACCGAUCGAAGACCUUUUCGAGCCGAUCUCUACUCUAGACACGAGCGCCGUAGAGUUCGCAGGGAUCUACUUGGGUCGAACACCUCAAUCGCCCACGGCAGGCAAGGCGCCAGGCCUGGAGUGGCUCGAUGUCACUCUACCACUGGGACUGGGAUCUGUGCGCUCCUUUGAGACACAAGGCAGUGAGGACUGGGUACGGAUCAAGGGCGUGAGCUUUCGCUUGGGUCGUAGCGGCAGUAGAGGCGUCAGUGUAGGACUUAAGCUGAGAGAAGGGGUAUGGAUUUGUCAGAGGAAGACAGGCGUGGUGUAAAGAGGGGCACACUCAAGAAAAUCAAUGGCAGACAGAUGCUUGCACAUGAUGCGAUUCUAUGCCUAGAGCGAAACAUACAUUUGGGCUUGUACUACGGUUCGGGACAGAACAGUGAAGAGACGCAGCUCAGAGCUACAAGCUCAACAGAUCCACCCUGCAUCUCUCCCAAAGCGCACUUUCCCUGGGCUGAUCUCCCUCUUCGACGAGCUCCUCCAGCGUCCUCUUCUCAACGGGCCUCACCGUCAACUUAGCAACGUUGAUCGCUCCAGCUCCAGCUCCAGCUCCAGCUCCAGCUCCAGCUCCAGCUCCAGCUCCAGGUCCAACA